This is a messenger RNA of Staurois parvus, 412 nucleotides long. NCBI's taxonomy places the organism in Eukaryota, Metazoa, Chordata, Amphibia, Anura, Ranidae. The record is from the annotation of a GenBank genome assembly.
UUUGCAGGCAGGUGGUAAUUCUGGAGAGCGGCGGAGAGGAUCGCCCAUCAAUCUUAACCAUUAUGCCACCAAGAAGAGUGUUGCUGAAAGCAUGCUGGAUGUGGCGCUCUUUAUGGCGAAUGCAACUCAGCUGAAGGCUGUUCUCGAGCAGGGGCCGAGCUUCACCUACUAUGUCACUCUCAUCACACUCAUCAGUCUGUCUCUGGCUCUACAGCUGGUCAUUGGAAUCCUUCUCAUUAUUAUCGCUCGGAAGAACCUAAACGACGUUUCCAAGCAGCAGGAUCUGGAUAUGCUGAACAAUGUGGCGACCGCGCUUGUGUUUAUCACCGUUCUCCUCAACAUCUUUAUUACAGCAUUCGGGGUGCAGAAGACAGGAUUGUACCCCUCCAGGGGGCCACGUGAGGUGCAAUGA